Messenger RNA from Periophthalmus magnuspinnatus, 3890 nucleotides. RefSeq names its product protein phosphatase 1, regulatory subunit 12C (gene ppp1r12c). The transcript is spliced from 20 exons. Gene Ontology annotation, biological process: signal transduction. Gene Ontology annotation, molecular function: phosphatase regulator activity; protein kinase binding; enzyme inhibitor activity. The record is from RefSeq and is a predicted model, not a curated record. Bases 114 to 2225 code for a protein of 703 amino acids. Gene Ontology annotation, cellular component: cytoplasm. Lineage: Eukaryota; Metazoa; Chordata; Actinopteri; Gobiiformes; Gobiidae.
UUGAACAUCCACAGAACCAGGAAGUGAAAGUGUACACAUGGAGGGUGUGUCCUUCCCUCCCAGCGCUGCGUGUUUUAUUUUUAAAAUCGCAGUCCUCCUCCGCGCUUAAAGUCAUGGGGGACUCGGCCAGGUCCAAGCGGCGAGAGCAGCUCAAGCGAUGGGCCGGCUCCUGCACGGACAAAGCCUCGGCGGUGCCCAGGAGGAGGUGGAGGGGCGACGCCGAAGAGAGAGCUCCACUAAACCCGGAGGCCAAGCACUACGAGCAGCCAACUAACGAGCCAGAGUCCGGGGAAGGAGAGCAUAUCAGCCCCCUUAUCAAGAGACGGAAAAGUGUAAGGUUCGAUCGCGCGGCUGAGUUCUUGGCGACAUGUGCGAGUGGAGACACAGAGGAGGCCCAGGUGAUGCUAACCGAAGCUCGACUGACGAACAGAGAAGAUGGUCAGGACAUCAUCAACUGUUCAAACGCAGACGGGAUAACUGCUCUGCACCAGGCCUGUAUAGACGGCAGUAUGGAGAUGGUGACGUUCCUGUUGGAAAAUGGGGCCAGUGUGAACCAGGUGGACAGCGAAGGAUGGACUCCACUGCACGUGGCUGCUUCUUGUGGAUAUUCAGAGAUAGCAGAGUACCUCCUGCAGCAUGAUGCCUGCCUAUCUGCAGUGAACUGUGAUGGUGAUGUUCCUUUGGACAUUGCAUUGGAUGAAACCACAGAAUCCCUCAUUCAGAAAUUCACAGUUAAACAAGGUGUGGACUUGGAGGCCGCCAAACGGGUGGAGGAGGAGCAGAUCAUGACAGACGCUCGGGCCUGGCUCACAGAGGGACCCCCGACCGACUUACAACACCCCAAAACAGGAGCCACCCCUCUGCAUGUGGCAGCCGCUAAAGGCUAUCUAGAGGCUCUCAAAAUACUGUGUCAAUGUGGACUGGAUGUUUCGGCCAAAGACAAUGAUGGCUGGACACCUCUCCAUGCGGCGGCACACUGGGGUCAGGGAGAAGCCUGUCACAUUUUGGCUGAACAGUUGUGCAACAUGGACGCACGCAGCAACUCUGGCCAGACACCAUUUGACGUUGCAGAUGAAAGUGUUGAGGAGCUCCUUGAGGAGUUAACACAGAAACAAGCCAAUUGGCGUAAGGAACAGUCCAUAUUGGAUAGACAAAACCAACAAGGCUCCACCACUGCAAAUGCACAAAACAAACGGCGGAGGAGCUCUGUCUGCAGGAUGAGUAGCAAAGACAAGAUGAAUAUACAGGACCAGUCUAAAGAAAGGGGUGUGUCUGGAGAUGAGUUCAAUGAGGAGAAAGAGAGCAGUCCUGAAAGCUCUGCAGUUUCCAGUCCAGAAACGGAGAGCAUGACCACUUCUACUAUUAGUCCUGCUGAUAAGACCCCAGAAGAAAAUGAUGACGAGGAGAAGGAACAGGACGACAAGGCAAACCGUACAGCACGAGUCCAACCCACUCCACAAACAAAAGACUCCCCGGCCGAUAGCCCCAACACUCCCAGCUCUGAUCGGAGAAAGUUCCAGGCUCCAGUCAGAGACGAAGAGUCCGAGUCCCAGAGAAAAGCUCGCUCUCGACUGCUUCGACAGACACGGCGCUCCACACAGGGCGUGACUCUCACAGAUCUUAAAGAAGCAGAGAAGAAUGUCUCCAAAGCAGCUGAACCAACUCCUGCUCGGACUGUCCAACCAGUGAGCCCCAUUAUUACUCUGACCCCUGCGGAAAGAGACACUGACCCGGUGAAGCAGGAGGAGCCUGAAGCGGAGAAGAAGCUGGGCGUUCGAGACCGGAGGCGAGGGAGGAGAGAGAGGCGCUCCACUGGGAUUGUCCACGCGGGAGGAGAGAAUGACGAAGACGAUGCUCCACCAGAGGAAACCAAUGGGGACAGCACAAUACAAGGGAAUAAAUUUGACGAUUCAUCUGCUGACUAUAGGACGCUGUACUUCAAGGUGCUGCAGGAGAAUCUAUCUUUAAAGGACCGGCUGCAGGAAACAGAGCUGCUGCUGAGUCAGAACAAAGUGGAGCUGGAGAGACUUCGACAGAGUCAAGAGGGAACUACUGACCGGCCAGCACUGCUAGAGCUGGAGAGAUUUGAGAAGUUGACUCUACAGCGGAGAGCAGUGGAAAUGGAGGAUGAACUCAAGAUUUUGGGAGACUUGAAAGCCGACAACCAGAGACUCAAAGAUGAAAAUGCGGCGCUUAUUCGAGUGAUCAGCAAACUUUCGAGAUGAACCAUUAACAGCAUGUCACCGUAUGUAACAGUAUGUAACAGAAAACAAACAACAAGACCAGAGCUGGUGUCGGGAGCACAUCCAAAUAACACAACUGGAAUCUAUCAGGGUUUUGUCCUGCGUUUGGGCCUCUGUAAACUUACAAUGUGUUUUGGCAGAUCUACUGUAAUACAUGCUCCACUGGACCUGCUGUGGACUAACGAGAUGUUCAGAAUGACAUCCACUUUUAUAUUUUUAUUGUAUUUUUAAAUGGGAUAUUUUAAUGUGCUUUAGUUGCCACAGUAUGUAUAGAAUCUGUGUUAAGAGAUUUUAAAGCCAUGCAUGUGUUGGUCGGUUAGUUUGUGGCCUGUUGCUGGAGAAUAAAAUAUAAAGAGUUUAGUUAAUAACUAUUUUAAAAAUUAGAAUUUUCUGAUUAUUAAAAGUUAAAUAGAUUGUUUGAAUGUGGUCAACUAAUACACAGAAAUAUUUGGACCAACAAUGAAAACAGGAAACAAUUUCAAUACCUUCCUUCUUCAAUUGUCCGUAAAUAAGUAAAAGUUUUAUGUGUACUGUCAAGUCUAGAUCAUUUUAAAUGCAAUUUUUGGCUUGGAGUAAUUAUUUUUUCUUGCUAAAAUAGGAAACGGUUUCAUUAAUCAAAAUAUUUGAUUAUUACCUAUUAGCUGUGAAUGUAAAUAUUUUUUAAAAGACCUUAACAUAUGCUAAGAGGACUUUAAUGUUAAAAUUAAUGUUUAACCUUUUUAUUACCUACCAGCAACAGGCCUCUGGUGGCUAUAAGAGACAGGCUUAUGUGCCAAAAAUACCUUCUGUUUUGGGAGUCCUUUGGGAAAAACUUCUACGUGGUCAGUAUUGCUUCUCAGGACUAGAUCUGGGUCUGAAUUUAGCCGACUGUUAACCAUGGACCAAAAGCUGCAUGCUAUUCUCCCCAGUGCUUUGAAUGUUUAUUUAAAUUGUAUUAUAUUUAUGUACAAAAACAUCUGUCCAGAUGUAAAGGUUAUUAAAGGUGUAAUGAGUAACUAUUCUGGUAGGAAGUUUGCAACCUACUUAUCUCCAUGGAGAUGUUAUUAUGUUGCCUGGAAUUUUCCACAGUAUGACAUCAAACUUAUCAAUCUUGCCUUUAUGUAACUACAGGUGUUUGUUACUAAAAAGUGACACAGUUCUGACCUGUAACUUGGCCAGUUGGCGUCACCUGCUUGUCUCCAUGGAGAUGAGUUUAAUCUGUGGGAGAUUUCAGGUAAAGCCAAAACAUGCAGACAAGCAGGUGGCAAACCCUUCACCAGAAAAGUUGCAUUGUGCACCUUUUAAGUUGUGAAUGGACAGUCGUGGGUGCUAAGGGAAUUGUAUUGAAAGGUUUGUUACGAUCAUCUCAUGUUUCAAUGGAGAAUGCGUGUGUUAUACUGUGUACUGUAAGUAGCUGUACAUGUUGCAUUGGCGCUCUGGAAAGCAUUUGCCCUUUAUGAGUAUUCAUCUAACUGCUAUACAACACACGUGGCCAAAAUGGGUCAACUCUGAAUGUUUACGACAAUUGUAACAAAAAGCUCCCUGCAUGUCAAAUUGUAUUAUGAUGCUGUGCCUUUAACAUUUGUAGGUAUAGGCCUAACUUUUCUAUUUGCUUUAGAAGAGUAUCUUUGUUUUGUUAAGUGAAAAAUAUAGAAUUAACACAUCUGC